Messenger RNA from Phalaenopsis equestris, 1428 nucleotides. RefSeq names its product clathrin interactor EPSIN 1-like. NCBI's taxonomy places the organism in Eukaryota, Viridiplantae, Streptophyta, Magnoliopsida, Asparagales, Orchidaceae. The transcript has 4 exons. Bases 198 to 1085 code for a protein of 295 amino acids. Gene Ontology annotation, cellular component: endosome; plasma membrane; clathrin vesicle coat. Gene Ontology annotation, biological process: endocytosis. The record is from RefSeq and is a predicted model, not a curated record. Gene Ontology annotation, molecular function: phospholipid binding; clathrin binding.
UCGCUCUGCUCCACUAAGCUCCUUACCCGUCCACAGGUACCGCCGACCAAACUCAGUCUCAUCGUUAGAUCUGUUUCGUUCAUCGCUUUCAUCGAUCGAUCAACCUUCCUCGAUUCAGUUGACUUCUUCCUUUUCUUCUUCUUCCCUACCGACUUCAGUUAAUCCCAUGCAUAUACAGAGGAGCUCAUUGCACAACAAUGGGAACGCCCUUCUUCCAUGAGUUCAAGAAGCAGGCUUCAUUCUUCCUCAGAGAAAAGAUCAAGCAUGCUCGCCUGGCUCUCACAGAUGUCACUCCUGUGGAGCUGCUGACUGAGGACGCCACCAGUGGGAAUCCAUGGGCGCCGGAUGCGAAGACGAUGAGCUUCAUAUCAAGAGCUGCUUUUGAGAUUGAUGAUUUCUGGAGAAUCGUUCAGAUUCUGCACAAAAGGCUCGCAAAGUUUGAUAGAAAGUACUGGAGAGAGCCCUACAACGCACUGGUGCUUCUUGAGCAUCUUCUAACUCAUGGGCCGGAGAGUGUUGCAGAUGAGUUCCUGUGUGAUAAAGAUGUCAUAAAUCAAUUGGGCAAUUUGCAGCAUAUCGAUGAGAGAGGGUUUAAUUGGGGGUUUGCUGUGAGGAAGAAAUCAGAGAGGGUGUUGAAGCUGCUUGAGAAGGGGCAGGUGCUGAAGGAAGAGAGAGAUCGAGCUCGAAAGGUUACAAGAGGGAUUCAAGGCUUUGGAAGCUUGAAUCAGAGAUGGUCCUCGCAGGCCGCCAUGGAUGGAGUUGAGCAAUCUUCUGAUUAUUUUGGGAGGUGGAAUUCACAUUAUGAAGGAUACAGCCAGCAGGAUGAUGAAGAUCAACAUAGUUCUAAUUCUGAUUCUGAAACUGCUGAUUUGAAGAUGAUGAUGAAGAAGAAGAAAGUUUUAGCAGGUGAAGGAUCCAUUAAUGGUGAAAUUGCUGCUAAAGGCAAUGAAACUGCAGGCGGAGAAAAGGCGAGUAUUCCUACCGAAGAAUCGAAGGUGAAGUUGGAGUUACAGAAUGAAGAGCAUCCAUUUGAUUUCCAUGAGCUUCAGAGAAAGGAAUCAAUGCUUCUUCUGAGGCAAUUUUGAGAAAAAAAAUGGCUUUUUUAUAUCCGAAACUUCUAAGGAGGUUGCUCCACUGACUCAGUGUGCAGCCAACUAAGACCACAAACCAAUGGAAAAUGGUCUGUUAGAGUUUUCUGUUGCAGAAUACGAAAAACUAUUGCGUGCGGACGGAAUAAGUGCAGAUUUACUGUCACAAUAUCACCACUAUACCACCAAUCAGCAUACGAGAAUUCUGCAUGUAAUAUUCACUGCAGAAUACACCUAAGCUUUUGUUCUUCUUUUCCUGUUUGUUUCUGGUUCUGCUUUAUAAUGUUGAUAGGAAGUGAAUUAUAACAAUGUUGCUGAUAAAUUUUAUAUAAAAGUUUGA